CCCCUGGAGGGUGGGAGUGCAGAGAGUGAACCGACGCGAGAUGAGCACGAUGUUCGCAGACACGCUGCUCAUCGUUUUUAUCUCCGUGUGCACGGCUCUGCUUGCCGAAGGUAUAACUUGGGUCCUAGUGUACAGGACAGACAAGUACAAGAGACUGAAGGCAGAAGUGGAAAAACAGAGUAAAAAAUUGGAAAAGAAGAAGGAAACAAUAACAGAGUCAGCUGGUCGACAACAAAAAAAGAAAAUCGAGCGGCAAGAAGAGAAACUGAAGAAUAACAACAGAGAUCUGUCAAUGGUUCGAAUGAAAUCCAUGUUUGCAAUUGACUUUUGUUUUACUGCCUUAAUGGGAAUGUUUAAUUCCAUAUUUGAUGGCAGAGUGGUGGCAAAGCUCCCUUUCACCCCCCUGUCCUAUAUCCAAGGACUGUCUCUCCGAAAUCUGCUUGGGGAUGACACCACAGACUGUUCCUUCAUCUUCCUGUAUAUUCUCUGUACCAUGUCAAUUCGACAGAACAUCCAGAAGAUUCUUGGCCUUGCCCCUUCGCGAGCUGCCACCAAGCAGGCAGGUGGAUUUCUUGGCCCUCCACCUCCUUCUGGGAAGUUUUCUUGAAAUCAAGAAGAACCCUAUAUUUCUGUCAUUCUUUUCAGAUAUUCAAAUCAGACCCAGCAACUAUUUUACAGCAAGAGCCAUAGGCAGCCUUAGCACUUGGGCUAAUUUCUAGAUUUGAGUUAUUUUUAGGCUUUUGGGGGGGUAUAAUUUGAAUAAGAACGGUACCUAACAAACGUGAUGGUGCUUUUGGUUACAGACUAAUUUUUU
Molecule: messenger RNA, 814 nt
Organism: Budorcas taxicolor (takin)
Lineage: Eukaryota; Metazoa; Chordata; Mammalia; Artiodactyla; Bovidae
Product: calcium load-activated calcium channel-like
Exons: 1
Coding region: 41-607 (188 amino acids)
Biological process (GO): endoplasmic reticulum calcium ion homeostasis
Cellular component (GO): cytoplasm; endoplasmic reticulum membrane; endoplasmic reticulum
Molecular function (GO): calcium channel activity
Source: RefSeq, a predicted model, not a curated record